AUGACCCUAACGCUGCUUCUCAUGUUCGGCCUGAAGCAGCCAGCCUUGGGCCUCUCGCUGCCGCAGCACAGGCUGUGGGCCGGUUGUCGCUUUGCGUCGCUGUCGAUGCUGGCCCGGCGCAGCCGCCGGCGAGGCCCCGCAGCGGUCCCACGGCCGCCGCGAGUGCUGCAGCGCAGCGAUAGCGGCGUGCCGGAGAUUGCCGCGUGCCAUCCGGAGCAGUACGAUAAGCUGCUGUCCAGCAAGGUGGCGAGCAUGGUGCAGCUCGUCACCGGCGCUGUCGCCGCCGGGUCAUCGUCGGCUUCCGAGCCGCAGACGACGGAGCUGCCCGCGAUCGAGGUGUUCGAGUCGGCUCGGACGAACUUUCGCAUGCGCGCCUCCUUCCAGAUCUGGCGAGAGGGCGCGGGGCUGCACUACGUCAUGUUCAACCGAGGAGACUCGCGCACGCCUCACGAGGCGAGCGAGGAGCUGCGCGACAAGCUGAACGACGUGCGCCUCCUCACGACCUCCACGGGCGACGCGCUGGUCACGGUCACGUACAACCGGCCAAUCGGCGGAGGCGCGUGGGAGGCGGCGGCGAGGGAGCUGGCGGAGGCGCUGGGCGUGUGCGUCGUCGGCCGGUCGCGCAAGGUAGUGAUCGGGUGCGAGACGGUGGAGGAGCGGCUGUCGGUGCCGGGCCGCGGCGAGUGCGUCUACUUGCAGACCGAAGGGGCCUUCACGCAGCCAAACGCGCAGGUGUGCAGCGCCAUGCUGGGGUGGGCGGUUGACGCGACGCGCGGGCUCGACGGCUCCCGGAGCGAGCUCGACUGCGGCGACGGCCGGACAGGCUCCGACCUCUGCGAGCUCUACUGCGGCAACGGCUGCUUCACGGUCGCGCUCGCGCCAAACUUUCGGCGCGUCGCCGCGGCGCGGGGUCUCCCGAAGGCUGGGCAUGUCCAUGCUAACGGCGUCUCAAACACGCGCGUCGCGCGUCUGUCUGCCGAGGAGUUUGUCGAGGCGCUCGCCGGGGGGCGCCCCUUCCGCCGGCUGGACGAGGCCGGCGUCGAGCUCGCAUCGUGGCACAUGCUGCUCGUCGACCCGCCCCGCGCCGGACUCGACCAGACGAGCCGCGCCCUCGCCGCAACCUUCGCGCGCGUCGUGUACGUCUCCUGCAACCCGGAGACGCUGGCGCGCGACCUCGCGCAGCUGAGUGCGACGCACACCCUCACGCGGCUCGCCGCCUUCGACCAGUUCCCGUACACGCCUCACCUCGAGUGCGGCGUCGUCCUCGAGCGGCGGCCGGCACGGCCGGCGGCGGCCGGCGGCGGCGGCGCAGAGGACGAGACGCCAGCGCCUUCAUCGGAAACGCCAGCGCUGCCCUGCGAGGCGGAGGCCGCGGCUCGCCACCUCAAGGUGGGCGGCGAGGCGGCGCGGCUCGAGGCGUUCGGCCCCGUCGUCGUGGGCGAGUCGGGGCAGCUCCGCUACAUCGCCAACUGGGAGAGCAUGAGCGAGGGGGAGAGGAGCGCGGCGCAGGAGCUCCUCGCGAAGCGCAACGCCGCGCGGCUGAAGAGGCUUCGCGGCGGCGCCUUCCGGGCUGCACCGCCCCGCCGCAGCGCGCUCGCCGCCGCCGCCGCCGCCGCCCUCCCCUCCAGGCCCCUGUGGGCAGCGGAGUGCGGCGGAGCGUCGCAGCGGGCAUGCGGGGAGGGACCGCCAGAGGGGAGCGGGGAGGGGCGCGAGCCGUGGCAGAGGCAGCCUUGGGCCAAGCCCGCGUUCGCCGCCGUGGGACUCCUCUCCCUCUUCCACGGCCUUUUGCCCGCCCCGAAGCCGCCGCCGGCGCGAGGAGGAGGGCCGCGAUCGCCGCCUCCUCGGCUCAGCCUCGACGAGCCGCCGCCGCGUGCGAGCCGGAGGGACGCCACUUCGACGACGGCUGCGCUCCUCUCGUGCGCGCUGCUCGCUCCCUCCAUGCCGCGCGCCAGUAGUGCGGCAGAGUGCGACGAAGCGUGCGCGAGGCGCAUCGCGGAGCGGCGCGCGCUCUUUGAGCAGUCGCGCACGACCGCCGACCGGAGCGUGAUCCUCGAGCUCUCGCGGCAGCGGGCUGCCCUGUACAACACCACCUUUCGAGGUGCGUCGUGCGUCCCUGGGCUGCCGUGCUACUAG
Molecule: messenger RNA, 2133 nt
Organism: Emiliania huxleyi CCMP1516
Lineage: Eukaryota; Haptophyta; Isochrysidales; Noelaerhabdaceae
Exons: 6
Coding region: 1-2133 (710 amino acids)
Biological process (GO): RNA processing
Cellular component (GO): cytosol
Molecular function (GO): tRNA (uracil(54)-C5)-methyltransferase activity, S-adenosyl methionine-dependent; rRNA binding; tRNA binding
Source: RefSeq, a predicted model, not a curated record